GUUGCAAAUCUGGGAUAUUCAACUACUGGUAGUUCAAACGCGUCCUUAUUAAAAAAAUUAGGAUAAUACAGAAAUUGGGUUAUUAAUGCUUUUCGUUAAAAUUCAUAACCUAAAAAUGAAACAAUAUAGAACGUAAUAAACAUUUGUUAUCCUUUCCUGAUUGUGAAAUGAUGUACCACUGGGCGGAGCCAUAUCCCGAAAUUCACAAAAUAUGUACACUGUUCAAUUUGACAGAAAUAUCUAAACCUAGUAGAUACAGUUAUAAACCCUUACAAAGUUACUUACAAGAAGGACCACAGUGUGGAUUGAUAGCACUUGCCAUGGUUAAGGGCAAUACUACCAGGGAAUAUGUAAAUAAUAUAUUGGAAUAUGCCAAGAAAAAAGGUUAUACUAAAAACGGAGAAAUAUUCAGCGUAGAUUAUAUGGAAAAGCUGGCAAGAGAGUUUUUAAAAGCAAAAUACAUUGACAUUUGUUGCGCUGAUCUUCAAAGCCAAAAAAUGAGGGAAAUAUUAUUGAAUGGGGCGCAACUGCUUGUACCAUAUGACACAAAUAAGGAUAACUCGCCAGGCUUUCACAGAGGGCAUAAAGCACAUUGGUGUGCAGUUUCAGGCGCUGUUGAGACUGAGAACAACUUUUUUGUAAUUGCUAGACAUGGCAAGGCAAAAAAUGUGGGAAUAUGGAGUUUAGAGGAAUUAGCAAGAAGUAAUAGUCAGCUGUAUGAGUUCUCACCAGAUAGAAAAUUUGAUAAUUUGGACUAUUGCCUUCCAACUGGUGGAAUUUGUGGCCCAUGUGGUCUCAAUGAAAGAAGUAUUGUUAUUUUUGAGGAAGAAAUGUGAAAAAUUACUCUUAGUUGUAGAAUAUCACAUAAAAAAUAAAUAAAUCAGAAAAAUUGAUUAAAUAAUAUUUUAAAUAAGAGGACCAUGGUAAUGAAUAUAACAAAGUCAAAGGGCGGGAAAUAUUUGACUGCUGACACUGGCAACUGAAGUUUCCGAUGAAAACUUUUUGAUAUCUAACCUAUUUUGCCUUACAAAAAUAGUUG
This is a messenger RNA of Cylas formicarius (sweet potato weevil), 1039 nucleotides long. RefSeq names its product actin maturation protease. Lineage: Eukaryota; Metazoa; Arthropoda; Insecta; Coleoptera; Brentidae. The transcript is spliced from 2 exons. The record is from RefSeq and is a predicted model, not a curated record. Bases 168 to 836 code for a protein of 222 amino acids.